Acaulospora morrowiae is the source of this 558-nucleotide messenger RNA. NCBI's taxonomy places the organism in Eukaryota, Fungi, Glomeromycota, Glomeromycetes, Diversisporales, Acaulosporaceae. The record is from the annotation of a GenBank genome assembly.
AUGAUUUUUACGACAAUUCGCCGUACUGUCAAUGGCGCCUUUCUGCGAAAAUUUCCCGUUACCUCCCAGGGCUAUCUUGCCAUCUCAAAACAACAAGUUGCACGAUACAAAGCUGGACCACCGAAAUAUUCGGUUGAGGACCCUCAAAUUGGCGAUUAUCCAAACCUGCCCAUGGAGUCUAGGUUAAAAAGACCGCCACUGGGUUGGUGGGAUAUGCAGAAUAGGAGAAAUUUUGGUGAACUGCUCCACGAAGAAGAGGAAGCGAUAAGUGUAUGGGGUUUCGAUGUUUAUGGUUAUGAUCCUUCUACAUCCUUAAAACAUCUCUCCAUAUUUUUCUUGAGCGUUGGCGUUUUAACAUAUGUCGUUGCAAAGAAUAUGCCGGAAAGACCUGCUUUGCCAAAAACCUAUCCUUACGAUAUUAUGCGAGAGGAGUUGAAAAAAUUAGACGAUCUAAAAGAUGGGAGCCUAAUCCAAGAAGCUGAUGAUUUUAAUGGGCCGGCAUACAACAGUGGAAUAUUUUUCUUGAAAAUACGAAGUUCUGCUUGCGGAAAGUCAUAA